AUGGCGGUGAGGCCGCAGGCUCGGCAGGCCCCACGCUGCCUGCCGCUGCUGCCACCCUUGCCUUUCGGGCUGCCCGCUGCUGUGGGGACACCAUGCCUCUACCCAGGCCCGGAGACUAACCCCAAACCUGCACCAUCUCCGGCGAACCCCAGGGGGACUGGCCUGGUGCCCAACCCUCGCUGUGCUGAGGACCGAACUGGCAGUGGCCCCAGCUUGGUGUCUGUUGCAGGUGGCCGGACUACAUCAUGCUGUUCCAGACCCAAGGUGGCAGCUCUCACUGUGGGUACCCUGCUGUUCCUGACAGGCAUUGGGGCCGCAUCCUGGGCCAUUGUGACCAUCCUACUCCAGAGUAACCAGGAGCCACUGUACCAAGUGCAGCUCAGUCCCGGGGACUCACGGCUUGCAGUGUUCGACAAGACGGAGGGAACUUGGAGGCUGCUAUGCUCCUCACGCUCCAACGCCAGGGUGGCAGGUCUUGGCUGUGAGGAGAUGGGCUUCCUCAGGGCUCUGGCGCACUCGGAGCUGGAUGUGCGAACUGCGGGCGCCAACGGCACAUCGGGCUUCUUUUGCGUGGACGAGGGCGGUCUGCCUCUGGCUCAGAGGUUGCUGGAUGUCAUCUCUGUAUGCGACUGUCCUAGAGGCCGAUUCCUGACUGCCACCUGCCAAGACUGUGGCCGCAGGAAGCUGCCGGUGGACCGCAUUGUGGGGGGCCAGGACAGCAGCCUGGGAAGGUGGCCGUGGCAGGUCAGCCUGCGCUAUGACGGGACGCACCUCUGCGGGGGGUCCCUGCUGUCUGGGGACUGGGUGCUGACCGCUGCACAUUGCUUCCCAGAGCGGAACCGGGUCCUGUCUCGGUGGCGAGUAUUUGCUGGUGCUGUAGCCCGGACCUCACCCCAUGCUGUGCAACUGGGGGUUCAGGCUGUGAUCUAUCAUGGGGGCUACCUUCCCUUUCGAGACCCUACUAUCGACGAAAACAGCAAUGACAUUGCCCUGGUCCACCUCUCUAGCUCCCUGCCUCUCACAGAAUACAUCCAGCCGGUGUGUCUUCCUGCUGCGGGACAGGCCCUGGUGGAUGGCAAGGUCUGUACUGUGACCGGCUGGGGUAACACACAGUUCUAUGGCCAACAGGCUAUGGUGCUCCAAGAGGCCCGGGUUCCCAUCAUAAGCAAUGAAGUUUGCAACAGCCCCGACUUCUAUGGGAAUCAGAUCAAACCCAAGAUGUUCUGUGCUGGCUAUCCUGAGGGUGGCAUUGAUGCAUGCCAGGGUGACAGUGGAGGCCCCUUUGUGUGUGAGGACAGCAUCUCUGGGACAUCAAGGUGGCGGCUAUGCGGCAUUGUUAGCUGGGGUACGGGCUGUGCUUUGGCCCGGAAGCCAGGAGUGUACACCAAAGUCACUGACUUCCGGGAGUGGAUCUUCAAAGCCAUAAAGACUCACUCUGAAGCCAGUGGCAUGGUGACUCAGCCCUGAUCCCGCUUCAUCUUGCUGCUCCGCGCUGCACCAGCAUCCAGAGUCAGAGUUGGUCUGGUGGCUCCAGCCCCACGAGGUAGGCUCUGCACUGGGCCUCACAUGGAAUGGUUUUCUGCUUGGAUCCAGUCCACAGGUCCCAGGACUUCUCUUCCACAGUGGCCGGCCCACUCGAUCCCAGGGCCAUUGGCCUCACCCUCCCACCCCAUGUAAAUAUUACUCUGUCCUCUGGGGGUUGCUUCCUAGGCACCCCUUGUGCAGAUGCUCUUUAAAUAAUAAAGGUGGUUUUGAUUAAUGGG
This is a messenger RNA of Mastomys coucha (southern multimammate mouse), 1763 nucleotides long. It is a transcript of the gene Hpn, whose product is annotated as hepsin. The record is from RefSeq and is a predicted model, not a curated record. NCBI's taxonomy places the organism in Eukaryota, Metazoa, Chordata, Mammalia, Rodentia, Muridae. Gene Ontology annotation, biological process: proteolysis; negative regulation of epithelial to mesenchymal transition; regulation of cell shape. Gene Ontology annotation, cellular component: membrane. Gene Ontology annotation, molecular function: serine-type endopeptidase activity; serine-type exopeptidase activity. The transcript is spliced from 13 exons. The coding region runs from base 1 to 1467 and encodes 488 amino acids.